UAUUUGAGCUACGAGUACAGAAUAAAAUCAUGUUAAGAGUUUAAUAAUAAGAUUCUAGUAAUUUCUUCAAAAAAAUAACAAAAAUUAGUUUUGAAUUAUGUUUUCUUUGCCGGAGAUUAUCAAGAAUGGCAUCAUUACAUGGCAGCUAACUGCUCUUAGAUUGGUUAAUUGCUUUAAUUCCUGGUAUCAACAAGUCUCCAAUUUGAUGUAGGAUAAUAGGAGGACUAAACUGAAACAAAAUUCUUUUAUUUGUACUAAAAUGUAAUUAGCACACACUUCUUGCUUGCACACCCACUAAUUCUUCCUCUCAUACACUCACAUUUUGUCUCAUGUACUUUGUUUUCAUGCAUAUGUAUAAAAAUAGAGGGGUCUUCCCAUAUAUAUGGCCAUACUAUGGCGGUGGGAGAUUUUCUGGUUGUUUCUUAAUUUCAUAAUACUAGAUUCUACAGGUGGUUAAUACUAGAUAGUUCUAGAAAUCCAAAGAGGAGUUGUUGACUUUUAAUAGUUGAUUGGGUCUAUCUACUGGUAAGGAUUACUUUUGAAGAGACAUUGGCCUGCUUUGAAAAAUCUAUCAUUGCUUGUGUCUUAGUUUUCUUUCAGUCCACUUUUUUUUAAUAAAGAAUACCCUGACUUUAAUAUAGUUGACCUAGCAGAUAUAUAUGUAUUCUGCUAUCUUCAUCAUUUCUUGACAUCAUAUUGAUCUUGUUGUUUAUAUUGUACAUAAUGCCAUUUAAGUUAUGGCAGCAUUUAUGAAUCAGAUGUGUUUCGGUAUGCAAGUUGCAUUCUUGUGGUUCUUUUUAUUCAAUUUGUUCUUCUCAUUAGCUUAUUGUUCUGUUAUCUACAACGUUACUUCAUCAAGAGCAGUAACUCCAGCACAAACUCUUAGCUCUCCCAACCACAUUUUCGAGUUGGGUUUUUUUACUCCCAACAAUUCCCAUAAUCAUUAUGUGGGAAUUUGGUAUAAGGAAGCUACUCCCCAGACUGUUAUUUGGGUGGCUAAUAGAGAGAAGCCUGUUACAAGUUCCUCAAAAAGUUUAAUUAUAGGUAGAAAUGGGAAUUUGAUGCUUUUAGAUGGGCAGCAGAAUAUUGUCUGGUCUACCGACAUAUCUGGUUCGUCAAAUGGUUCAAUUGCUGUGCUCUCAGAUGAUGGGAAGUUGAUUUUGAGGGAUGGUUUUACUGGUUUAACUCUAUGGGAUAACUUCAAGAAUCCAACAAAUGUACUCUUGCCAGGCACACGGUUGGCCUUCAAUAACACAAGUGGUGAGAGACUUUUUCUUAAUUCUUGGAAAACUGAAAAUGAUCCUUCUCCUGGGGAUUUCACUGCUUCUAUAUCAUUGGAGACGCCGUCACAAGCUUUUGUCUUGAAAGGGUCUAAACUUCAUUGGAGGAGUGGUCCAUGGGAUAAGGCUAAGUUUAUUGGGAUACCAGAAAUAAAUGCUGAUUAUCAAAUCAUUGAUGGUCCUCAGCCAGGAACUGCUUUUUUUGAUUUUGGUGUACUCAGAAACUGUAGUUACUCCAUGACUAUACUUUCAUCAAUAGGAAUAUUAAGGUUUUUGUGUUGGGAUCCAGUCAGGCGCUGGUAUGCUAGAUGGGAGACACCUAUUGCUCCAUGUGAAAUCUAUGGAGCUUGUGGACCUUUUGGGGUUUGUCAAAGGUAUGACCCAAAUCUAACUUGUAGAUGCUUGAAAGGGUUUGUGCCAAAGUCCGAUGAAGAAUGGGGAAGAGAAAACUGGACAGGAGGGUGCGUAAGGCGAACAGAAUUAAGUUGUGGAAGAAACACAAGUGCCACUAAUACUACAACUGAAGGAGGAAAACCAGAUGGUUUCUUGAAGUUUAGUGGCUUAAAAGUUCCAGAUUCUGCCGAGUUCUUGAACGUUUUAGAUAUAAAUGAAUGCCAUCAGCAGUGCUUCAAUAACUGUUCCUGUUCAGGUUAUGCAUUUGUAAGUGGAAUAGGAUGUUUGGUUUGGACAGGAAAUCUUGUGGAUAUGCACGAGUUACCCUUCGACGGACAAGAUCUUUUUCUUCGUGUUGCUAAUGCAGAACUGAAAGGUGAUGAUAAGAAGGUAAAAGAAAAACUCAUAAUCAGCCUAGUCACUGUUGCUUUAUUCAUUUCUAUGAUCUAUGGUCUUGUGAAGUGGAGAGCCAACCAAACAAUUAAGAAAAAUGCUGCAGCUUCCACUUCAAGAGCAUUUAUGCGGAGAAUCGUUUUAGAAGAUCAAAAUAAAGAUCCAGUAGAAUUGCCUUUGUUUGACUUCAAUAGCAUUUUAGUUGCCACCAGCAACUUCGACGAAGAAAACAAACUUGGGCAAGGAGGAUAUGGUCCAGUUUAUAAGGGAAAGCUGCAAGAUGGGAAGGACGUGGCGAUUAAAAGACUUUCAGCUAACUCUGGUCAAGGAACGGAAGAGUUCAAGAAUGAAGUGAUGUUGAUAUCCAAACUCCAACAUAGAAAUCUUGUCAGACUCAUAGGUUGCUGCGUCGAAAGACAAGAGAGGAUACUAAUUUACGAGUUCAUGUCCAACAAAAGCUUGGACACCUAUCUCUUUGAUCCUGCAAAAAAGGCAGAGCUUGAUUGGAACAAACGGUUCAAUAUUAUAAUUGGAGUUGCUAGAGGGCUUCUUUAUCUCCACCGCGAUUCUUGUUUAAGGGUCAUACAUAGAGAUUUGAAGGUCAGCAACAUUCUUUUGGAUGAGAAGAUGAACCCUAAAAUAUCGGAUUUUGGAUUGGCACGAAUGUUUGAAGGCACACAAGUUCUUGGAAACACUCACAGGGUUGUCGGAACAUUGGGAUAUAUGGCUCCAGAAUACGUGUUAGGCGGCAUAUAUUCAGAGAAAUCCGACGUAUUUGGAUUUGGAGUCUUGAUUUUAGAAAUAGUGUGCGGCAGAAAGGUCAACAGCUUCCAGUUUGAUGAACAACAACACAUGAGCCUUCUAGCCCAUGCAUGGCAAUCAUGGAACGAAAGCAAGGGCUUAGACAUGAUAGAUGAAGCAGUGGCAGAUUCGUAUUCGACAGCGGAAGUAAGUAGAUGUGUAAAUGUUGGUCUAGUUUGUGUGCAGGAUCAUGCAGCAGAUAGAUUAAACAUGGCGGCUGUAGUUACUAUGUUAAGUGGUGAAAAAACAAACCUUCCUCAACCGAAACAACCUACAUUUACGUUUCAGAAUGUGUCGACGAGCAGCAAUUUACAGUCACAAAGUAACUCUACAUGGUCUGUCAAUAAUGUCACUGCAUCAAUUGUUGAACCGCGAUAACCGGGUUUUUGGCAUCUGAAAUAGGUAGUUUUUUUUAGAAGGAAUGUAAAAUGUAAAAUGUAUAUCCCUUAUGUGUGUUUUUUUAAUGUAUAUCCAUUUUUUUAAUGAAUUAAAUGUAUAUCUAUUAUGUGUUUGAAUAUUGCACUUCUGUAAUUUGUACAUCACCACAGAUUUUAAGUGGAAUUUUGAUUACUUA
Mercurialis annua (annual mercury) is the source of this 3441-nucleotide messenger RNA. RefSeq names its product G-type lectin S-receptor-like serine/threonine-protein kinase SD1-29. The record is from RefSeq and is a predicted model, not a curated record. Gene Ontology annotation, molecular function: ATP binding; protein serine/threonine kinase activity. NCBI's taxonomy places the organism in Eukaryota, Viridiplantae, Streptophyta, Magnoliopsida, Malpighiales, Euphorbiaceae. The transcript has 7 exons. The coding region runs from base 738 to 3245 and encodes 835 amino acids. Gene Ontology annotation, biological process: recognition of pollen; protein phosphorylation.